AUGGCCGCUGAACGCACAAACGUCUCCAACGAGCUGGUCUGGCAACUGACCCGCAGCCAGAAUGCUUACCUGGUUCGCCGCAACACCGGUGGUGGUUCCCAGUUCUCCCGGGACCCCCUGAACCUGCAGAACAAGCACUCCCUCAAGUACGCCGGUUUCGCUAACAACAAGGCCAUCGGUGUCCAGGCCGCUGAGAACGGCGGUGUCACCGUUAUCGCCAAGAAGGCCUCCACCCCCCAGCAGCCCGGUCAGACCGAGAUUGUUGUCAACUACGGCCCCAAGACCUCCACCCGCAAGAUCUACAAGGGUGUUGCUACUCUCGCCGCUAAGAACGGUUACCGUGCCGAUGUCCGCGAGGAGGCCGUUGCCCGUGUCAGCGCUAUCCGCCAGUCCCAGCAGGCCAAGAAGGAUACCCCCGCCAAGAAGGCUCGUGGUGUCAAGGCCCAGGCUGUUGAGGCUUCCGAGUAA
This is a messenger RNA of Penicillium malachiteum, 468 nucleotides long. RefSeq lists its product as uncharacterized. The record is from RefSeq and is a predicted model, not a curated record. Gene Ontology annotation, molecular function: structural constituent of ribosome. The coding region runs from base 1 to 468 and encodes 155 amino acids. The transcript has 5 exons. Gene Ontology annotation, biological process: translation. Lineage: Eukaryota; Fungi; Ascomycota; Eurotiomycetes; Eurotiales; Aspergillaceae. Gene Ontology annotation, cellular component: cytosolic large ribosomal subunit; ribosome.